AUGUCAUUUUGUGAACCAAUUAUUCGAGGUACUAGUGAGGAAAUAUUCAAUACCCUUAAUACUUAUAUGAAUAGAAAAGGUCUUGAUUGGGUAAAAUGUGUCAAAUUAUGUACAGACGGUGCUAGAGCAAUGUGUGGUAAAAAUAGUAGUGUUGUAACUCGAAUGCUUGAAGUUAGUCCGAAUGCAUCAUGGACUCACUGCAACAUUCACAGGGAAGUUUUAGUAUCGAAAAAUCUGCCGGAUAACUUGAAAAUGGUUUUGAACACUUCUGUGAAAAUAGUCAAUUUUAUUUUGCACACCGAAGUACGUUGGCUGUCAAGAGGAAAAGUAUUAACAAGACUUGUAGAACUCCGCAAAGAAGUUGUACUGUUUCUAAAGGAGAAAACUGAUCUGACAAAAUCGUUGCACAAUGAAGAUUUUAUUUUGAAGCUCACGUAUUUAGCCGACAUAUUUUCGAAACUGAACGAACUAAAUUUAUAUUUACAAGGAACUAAAGGAACCGAUAUAUUUGCUGUCCAUGAAAAAAUUAGAGGAUUUAUGAAAAAACUUACUUUAUG
This is a messenger RNA of Acyrthosiphon pisum (pea aphid), 557 nucleotides long. RefSeq names its product zinc finger BED domain-containing protein 5-like. The annotation marks the transcript as partial. The transcript has a single exon. NCBI's taxonomy places the organism in Eukaryota, Metazoa, Arthropoda, Insecta, Hemiptera, Aphididae. The record is from RefSeq and is a predicted model, not a curated record.